This is a messenger RNA of Lymnaea stagnalis (great pond snail), 26958 nucleotides long. The record is from the annotation of a GenBank genome assembly. NCBI's taxonomy places the organism in Eukaryota, Metazoa, Mollusca, Gastropoda, Lymnaeidae.
CCACAAGUCAGGAAAAUGGCAACCGUAAAUGGCGGGGAAAAAAUUGUUUUAAAACCUGUGACAUAUUUCAUUGGAUUCUGAUAUAAAUGUUCCAUACACAACCGCUACUGGCAUUGUCGGACAAAACAACGUAGAAAGGUCUACCACCUACUGGACACAAGAUAAGACGUCGCCACGACAGUUUGAAAGGUUGCUCGGAAGAAUUCAAUUUAGCAAUCUUUGCCAUACAGCGCUGUAGUUGUAAGUAUUCCAUAAGUGUCGAUAUAGGUGCGUUAUAAAUAAUCUAACAGGUCUGAUUGAAAAAGGGAUUUGUUUGUUAGAUAACAAUCUUGAUUAAUUAUCAAUUGUAUGCCUUGGCUGUAACAAUCUAGCUAAUACUUUUUAAAUGUUAGCUUGAGGCUUCCAGUCUCUGUCCUCCAGUCUCUAGAUGCAAGUCUCUGGCUCCUAAUCUCUUGACACCAGUCCCUCGUUCCAAAUCACUGGCUGCGAAUCUCUGGCCCCCCAGUUUCUAUUUCCCAGUCUCUGGCUCCCAGGAUCUUAUCCCAGUCUCUAGCUGCAAGUAUCUGGCUGCUAAUCUCUGGCUACCAUUCUCUAGCUUCAACUCCCUUAAUGUAACUCCCUAGCUCACUAUCUCUAGUUUAGUUUAACCUCUCUCAAUGUAACACCUUGCCUCUCCCUCUCUAGCUUCACCUUCUUUAAUGUAACACCCUGGCUCCCACUCUCUAGCUUCACCUUCUUUAAUGGAACACCCUGGCUCCCACUAUCUCGCUUCACAAUCUUUAAUGUAACACCCUGGCUCCCAGUCCCCAUCUACAAAUCACUAACGUUUAUCCAAUCACUCCAACACCUUCCAUUCUCUGCUUCUAAAUGUUUCCACUCCAUGAUUACCCAUCACUUGUUAUAUUCAUUGCCAGAGAUGCACUCCACUUGAUCUCACUGUCCAAUUUUCAAUCGCUAUUUUUAAAAAAAGCAAAUCGUAUUUAAACUUUUGAACUUUGACCUUUAAUCCAAACUCGAUAACAAAUUACGGAGUUGUUGGUUUUUUUUUUACGUUAAUACAUUUGCUUAUUCCUUUCAGACAGAACAAAAACAAACAACAUGCUGGCUUUCAAAGUUCUUCUUCUGACCGUUGUCUUGCUGGUGGUGUGUACAGAAUGUCAAGAAACAUGUGAGAAUAACUUUCUACGUUAUAUAAUUUGAAAUUAAAGAAACACUCUUUUUUUUAAAAUUCCAAUGAAUUAAUAUCGGUAAUAUCGGAGUAUAUAACUUGCAGAGGGGCGCGAUUCUGUGAUCCUGUGGACUUCAUAAUAGUGUACUUUAUGAAGAUUACAUCAUAAAAAUAUUAUUUAACCACUGCAUACGUAAGGGUCAACAAAGGGAUGCACAAUUUCGAUAACUGUGUUCUUGGCAAAUUGUGUCGUCAUAUUAUUUUCUUCUUUUAAAAUAAAUUAAAUGUAAUUAAAGUGUGCCUGUGUCCACUUUUAUUAUAUUUGUCGCAAAACAAGAUUUCUUUAGUUUAAACUAGAACAUAUAAUGUUACGUUGUUACCGGGGUAAUAAUAACAGACAUUUUGUGAUAUUUUCCACUUGCUGUUGCAAAAAUUCACCAGAAUUACUUUAAAAAAAGAAAAAAAAGAACAUAUGUUACGUUGUUACCGGGGUAAUAAUAACAGACAUUUUGUGAUAUUUUCCACUUGCUGUUGCAAAAAUUCACCAGAAUUACUUUAAAAAAAGAAAAAAAAGAACAUAUGUUACGUUGUUACCGGGGUAAUAAUAACAGACAUUUUGUGAUAUUUUCCACCUGCUGUUGCAAAAAUUCACCAGAAUUACUUUAAAAAAAGAAAAAAAAGAACAUAUGUUACGUUGUUACCGGGGUAAUAAUAACAGACAUUUUGUGAUAUUUUCCACCUGCUGUUGCAAAAAUUCACCACAAUUACUUUAAAAAAAAAAAAAAAAAAAGAACAUAUGUUACGUUGUUACCGGGGUAAUAAUAACAGACAUUUUGUGAUAUUUUCCACCUGCUGUUGCAAAAAUUCACCAGAAUUACUUUAAAAAAAAAAAAAAAGAAGAAGAAUAAGCAUAAUGAUGUUUACGUUUCUAACUUAUUUUGUUAUGAGAAAUAUGUAUCUGUUAUAUAACAUCACACUAUCCUAAUCUUUUUGCUGCCCUUGAACCAAAAAUUUUGUUUUCUUUAAAGAUUGUAAAACGUGACGUUAAAGGACAACACAAAUAUCUGUAUUUCAUUUAACGGAAUAUGAUAUAUUGAUAACUUUUUCAAAAAUAUCACCAAAUUUUUGCCUUGUUUUUCGUCUAUGUUAUCGGAAAAUAUAAAAAAAAGUAUUUAUUUAAAGAGAAUUUCAAAAUACUUUUCCCGUCUGAAGCACCUUGAGUGUUUUUUUCUAUUAAGAACCGCUAUUAAUUUGAUCAAACAUAUAAACAUCCGCUUUACUUUGAGCAAAGUCAAAACAAUAAUAUAUCUUUAUUUUUUUAAAGCAAAUCUUAACCCACCUUUAUUCACGCCCAUGAAUUGUAAAGGGAAAUAAAAUAUCGCGAUAUUUAUUUGUAAACAUAGAAUGUAACAUCUAUUUUCACUACCGUAAUAUCAAUGGAUUUAAGGCAAAUAUCAUCGACGUAAAUGGCGCACACCCUAUUCCCUAACUCCGAUGUAUGUACCUUAGAAAGUACAUUAUUAUUUUAAUGUAUUCCCUUUUUCUGAGGUGCAUCUUGUACUGAUGUGGCGAAAUAAAUAUGUCAAAUUUGCCUCCUCCACAAUUUUUUAUUACAAAUAAUUAAAUCAUCAACAUGCUGGUAGCCCCCUACGAAAGAAACCAUACAUAAUUUGCACACCCUGAAUUUAAUUAAAAUUCUUAAUCUCAGAUCCCUUUUACCACACAUUGUUUUAAAAUGUAUAAAAUAAAUCUUUUUCUCCCAUAAUUCCGUAAACUGAAAUAUUAUAGUUGUCUAUUUUAACAUUAAAUACUAUACUUGUUCAAAUCUGUCACAUACGUGGGUCUUGAGAUAUUAAUAUCAAAAUGAACCAAUUGCAACUUCAUAUGAUUUGUUCCUUUUUGAAUGAGUGAUAAAUGCAUUAGUGAGUGCUGUUUGGCUGUGAAGCUUCUCUGCACUUAUUGACUUUACUGACAGUAUUUUCUAUUAAACAUAUUUUUAAAAGUUAAUUUCUAAUUAUCUUUAUAAAUUUGAUAAAAGUAUAUUUUUGAAUGAAAAAUAAGUAAAAACGUAUGACAUGUUAAAAAAGCAUAAAACUUGACGUGUUUUACAAACAAUUUAAAAAGCAAUCAAUUGCAUGUUUUGACUUACUUUAAAACGAGGAAAAAAAACAUUUUUUUCUCAGUUUGUCACACGCGGAUAAUAUUUUGCUUUUUAUUUGCAUGCCAAAAUGUUUCUAUUUUAAAAGUAAUAAAAUUUCUCUUUACUUAAGUUUAAUCAAAAAUUUUAAUUUGAUAUGGUUUGAAGACAUUUAGAUCAAAUUAAUUUAUUUUAAAAUCGCAAUAUUGACUGACAAGGGACGGGCAAGGCACUAAAAACGCUCUAAAACAACAGAAGUAUGUUUUUUUUUAUAUAAUUGUGUUUAUGAAUUAUUAUAUUAAUGACCCAGACUCUAAUUAUUGAUAAUAAAGAGAAUAGGAUACUUAUUAAAUUUGGAUAGUAUACCUAAAAUCACUCUUUAAUUUUUAUUUUAAAUUUAUUUCAAAUUUAUAAUAAUAAUACUUUAACAUUUAUAUGUAUAUAUAUAUAUAUAUAUAAAUAUAUAUAUAUAUAUAUAAGCAGAUCUAUUUUAUUUUUAUCAACUUAGAAGGGAAUCGAUUUCCGUAAAAUAAUACAAAAAUCCCGUUCAUUGUUUUUAACAACCCGAAAGUAUUUAAAUUCAUUCGUUUGUUUAGCGAUAUAAGGUUAGCCGCAGCUUGUAUGAAGGCAUUACCUAUGUAGUCAGAAAGAGAUUUGUGCUGGAUAAUUUUAUGUUUUAGAGCCGGAUAUAUCUUUUAUUCCCACAGCAUACAAACCAUAAAACAGCCAAAUAUCAUUAAUUGACAUAUUUAACCCCCCCCCUCCCGAGAAAAAAAAAUGUAGAUAAUCAUUUUGUUUUAAAAAUCAAAAACUCCUGAAAUGUUCCCUAAAGAAUUGUUUCGAUAACUUUCCACCACCAAGUGUUAACGUGUGCGGAUCAAAAUGUUGAAGUUUAAAUUUUGAAUCUUUUUUUGUUUUCAGACCUGAGAGGAGGCUGCAGAGGGACUCAAUACGGUUGCUGCGAUGACGGAAGGACCCCUGCCGGGGGACCCAAUAAAGAAAACUGUGUAGCCCCUGGCUUUUACGGUGGGUGUGCGGGCACGAGGUACGGGUGCUGCUCUGACGGCGUCACGUCUGCUGCUGGAGACAAUGGGGAAGGCUGCAGCCAAAAUCUUCGUUCCUAAUUUAGGAUUUCUAAAUGAUUUUAUUUAGUAAACGAGGUAAUCUAGAAAGAAAUGUGAUCAAUUUUUAAAUGUCUAGAUUCUGUAUUAAAAAUAAACUAUGAUAAAUAAAACAUUGUGUUGAAUUUUUGUUUUAAAGUUUUAUCUGCAACUGAUUGUAGAAUGGCUGCGUGGUGCGCUACAUGAAAAUUUAAGAGAAUGUGUUUUAAUUGGCAAACAGUCUUUGUGUUAAGUUUCAGCACGAUAGAUUGACGGGAAGUGGGUCAUUUAGCCUUCCAAAGAAUUUGCAUUUCAUCCUGCCAGAUAGAAACAGAUGAAUAAAUGUGACAUUUAUUUACAGGAAUACAAUGAUAGUACGAAGUGAAAAAAAAAGGAUGCCAUCUCGACAAUUAGUUGUUAUUUUGUGUUGUUUUUUUUAAAAUACACUUUAACAGAAUUGUAUUGAGAAAACCAGUUGCGUUGUUUCAACGCCCACAGCAUAAAUAUCAAAAUAUAUGUCAAUGACGAGUUUAUUAAUUAAUGUAUUAUAAGUGUUUCAGAUUUCAAUUUCUCUUUUCAAGUUGUAUUUUUUUAUAUUUGUUUUGUCUUACCAAACUAUAGACAGACGAUUUGGUCCAAUAGUAAAUUCUGUAGAUAACGUUUUGGAGACAUCAUACAUUGUAUGAAUUGGCGACGGACAAAAGAAGUUAUACUAUUACUGUUUAUUUGGCCAUUUGAUUAGAGGUGAUGAAGAAUUGUGUAUUGGAUUUUUUUGGUGAAACGAUAUUUUGAUAAGAAGCUCUCCAAAAUUCGUUGAGGAGAGUUUUAUUGUUUUGGUGGGGUUGUUUUUGUUUUGUUUUGUUCUCUUGUAAACAUAAUUGGUAAAACCACUGAUGGUCUCCCUUUGAUGCUAGGUAAAAAGAGAUGGACUUGGUGAAUAUAUCUGGUAUAGCAAGUGAUGGUGUUACGUUGAUGAUAGGUAAAGGGGAUUCACUUGUUGAAAAUAUCUGGUAUAGCCACUGAUGGUGUCCCGUUGAUGACAGGUAAGUGAGAUGGACUUUGUGAACAUAAUGGUAUAGCCAUUCAAAGUGUCACGAUGAGGAUGGAUAAAAGAGGUUGACUUUCUGAACAUGUCUUGUAUGACAACAGUGAUGAUGAAUUUAUCAAUGAUAAUUGCAUGUGGGGGGGGGGGCUUGUUUUUUUUACUUCUCUGAAGUAAGAUGACGAAGUUGAGUUUGAAUGGUGAAAAGAUUUUGUGAUUUGCGAAAUUAUAUCAAACUGUUUGUGGAAGCGAAAACAUAAUUUACAACUCGGUGAUUACAAAUGGUUGGCAGUGACAAAUUUUGACGAUGAAAACUGGUUGACAAUGACAUAUAUUUGACGAUGACAACUGUUUGACGAUGAUAUAUAGUUGAAAAUGUCAAGCAGGAGAAAUACAUUGAUCAUUUUGACGUUAACUUGGUGUCCUUCAAAAGAUUCAUGGUUUGUAUUGAAAGCUGUCAUCACCACCCUAAGAGCCAGCUAAAUUUUUAAUAAAUAAAGCAUGCGUAUUUGUAGUUUUGUGCUUUUGUAGAGUGCAGUUGAUAAGUGUGGGUAGUGGACGAAUUUUUUUCAUUACUUCUAUUUAUAUUAGUUAGCGUUUUAAUCCACCAUUAGUUCCACUAUGUUCAUUCUAGCAAUGAUAGUGUGAUGAAUAAACAUACAGUCAUUCCUUAAAUUAUCAAACAGAAUAAGAAGUUUCCGCUGGGAUCAAUACCAACGGCUUUAUCACUAUAGUUAGAGAUGCUGGAAUGCGCGUUUGUCUCUAAAAAAAGACACAUGGUUUGUCACAACAUCAUCCAACCCUGCAAUGAUACUUGAUACCAUUGUAGUAAGUAUCCUGAAAUGAACGUCCAACUGGCAAUGAUACUUGAUACCAUUGUAGUAAGUAUCCUUUCAUGAACGUCCAACCAGCAAUGAUGCUUGAUACCAUUGUAGUAAGUAUCCUUUCAUGAACGUCCAACCAGCAAUGAUACUUGAUACCAUUGUAGUAAGUAUCCUUUCAUGAACGUCCAACCAGCAAUGAUGCUUGAUACCAUUGUAGUAAGUAUCCUUUCAUGAACGUCCAACCAGCAAUGAUGCUUGAUACCAUUGUAGUAAGUAUCCUGAAAUGAACGUCCAACCAGCAAUGAUGCUUGAUACCAUUGUAGUAAGCAUCAUUUCAUGAACGUCCAACCAGCAAUGAUACUUGAUACCAUUGUAGUAAGUAUCCUUUCAUGAACGUCCAACCAGCAGUGAUACUUGAUACCAGUGUAGUUAGUAUCCUGAAAUGAACGUCCAACCAGCAAUGAUACUUGAUACCAUUGUAGUAAGUAUCCUUUCAUGAACGUCCAACCAGCAAUGAUACUUGAUACCAUUGUAGUAGGCAUCCUUUCAUGAACGUCCAACCAGCAAUGAUACUUGAUACCAGUGUAGUAAGUAUCCUUUCAUGAACGUCCAACCAGCAAUGAUACUUGAUACCAGUGUAGUAAGUAUCCUUUCAUGAACGUCCAACUAGCAAUGAUACUUGAUACCAUUGUAGUAAGCAUCCUUUCAUGAACGUCCAACCAGCAAUGAUACUUGAUACCAUUGUAGUAAGUAUCCUUUCAUGAACGUCCAACCAGCAAUGAUACUUGAUACCAGUGUAGUAAGUAUCCUGAAAUGAACGUCCAACCAGCAAUGAUACUUGAUAACAUUGUAGUAAGUAUCCUUUCAUGAACGUCCAAUCAACAAUGAUACUUGAUACCAUUGUAGUAAGUAUCCUUUCAUGAACGUCCAACCAGCAAUGAUGCUUGAUACCAUUGUAGUAAGUAUCCUUUCAUGAACGUCCAAUCAACAAUGAUACUUGAUACCAUUGUAGUAAGUAUCGUUUCAUGAACGUCACUUUCUUUUCGUAACGCAAAAUCGUUUUACGUUUUCAUUCGUAAAGCUAAUCAAUUGAAAACACGUAUUUUGGCAAACUUUGGGUCGAAAAAAACCACUUAAUCUCCCCAUUCUGAUACUAAGAUGAAACAGAACAUCUGUGAGCAAUUUCAGCUUUCUGUGGGUAAGUAGUUUAUUGAGCCUAUAGCCUUCAACAAGCAUACACAAUUUUGAGUGAAUAACCGUCAACAAACAUAUCAACGUUUUUUUCCCUUAACCGCCAACAAAUAUCAAAUCUUUAGUCUAUGACCGUCAAAACAGAUAUCAACUCUGUUGUCUAUAUCCGUAAACAAUAAUAUCAAUACUACAGUCUAUAAACGUCAACAAACACAUCCACUUUUAAAUCUAUAAACGUCAACAAACAUAUCCACUUUUAAGUCUAUAAACGUCAACAAACAUAUCCACUUUUAAGUCUAUAAACGUAAACAAACAUAUCCACUUUUAAGUCUAUAAACCUCAACAAACAUAUCCACUUUUAAGUCUAUAACCGUCAACAAACAUAUCCACUUUUAAGUCCUUAACCGUUAACAAACAAAUUACUUUUCACUCUCUAAACGUCAACAAAGAACCAAAUUUUGAAUCUUUCAUCAUCAACAAAUAAACCACCUUUCAGUCUCUAACCCUCAAUAAGCAGCCCACUUUUGAGUCUUUAACCGUAAAAAAAAAAACCACUUUCGACUCUUUAACCGUAAACAAUCAACCCACUUUUGAGUCUUUAACCUUAAACAAAAAAAACCACUUUCGAGUCUUUAACCGUAAACAAACAACCCACUUUUGAGUCUUUAACCGUAAACAAAAAAAAACAAAACUUUCGAGUCUUUAACCGUAAACAAAGAACCCACUUUUGAGUCUUUAACCGUAAACAAACAACUCAUUUUUGAGGCUUUGUAUUUUGUAGUAAUGUUUUGUUUAUUUUUUGGUUUUAUUUUUCGUGUAAAUUGGGUGUCGUUAUAGUUGGCAGUAGAGGCUGCACGUAGUUUCCUGAAGGAAAACAAUUACAUGUAUGAUAGUUUCAGCCACCUAAACUUAUUCUUGAACAUGUCUUAUCUAACCAAACAUUCCCCAAACAAGAAGUUACAUUUCAGGAGGCCAGUGUUAAACUGUAAAUUUUGAAUCUUCUUUCAGUCUUUAUAGGUGUCAAAAGAGGGAUUCAAUCUGGCUGCUGCUCUGACGGUAAAACCUCUGCUGGAGGGACACAUCCCCCCCAAACAUAAAGAGAACACUGAUGACCAAAGAAUUUUAUCGGUGGAUGUGUAGACAUGAGCGAUGGAUGUUGUACUGACAGCAUUACAUCUGCUGCUGGAGGCAAUGUUGAUGGUCGCCUGGACGUUAGGUUGAUCGGGGGUUACAUCCAUCAGGUAUGGGCGUUACUCUUUGGUUGUUAUGUUCACCGAAAAAGGCAUCUUGCCGACACGUUCGUUUUUGUUAUCACGCAUAUUGUUUUCAUGUUUUCCUUUAGGUCUUGCACAUAGUUUGUUCUCGACAAAAUGGUGAAUUGUAAAAAUAAUCAUGUGAGUGAUUAAAGGUUAAUUUCCUUUUUACCAACACUACUUAAUUUAUGAGGCUUAUGGAAAUACAUAUACUGUAUAACAUAGUUAAAUUCUUAAAUGCACAAGAAUGACGUGCAAUGCAUAGCAGUGACGUACGACACGUUAAAUGACAUAAAACACAGUGCUGUACAACACACCAAGGUGACCUACAACACAUACGAUUGAACCACAACACCACCUGGCAUGCACAACGCACAACAAAUUUUGUGUCGCGAAAUAUGCAUAAAAGUGUCAGGCAUGAAAUGAAUUUGUGGAUAACAUUUGCGCGUGGCUUUCAAAUAUCUUGAGGAGUUCAUUUAGCUCCUGUGAAAUGCCAACAAGAAAAACAAAGUACAACUGUUACUAUCUGCUCAAACUUGAUUAAUUCAUUAAAAAGGAUAAGGGUCUUCAAGAACCAGGUUUCCCUUACUUCCUCCUUUUCCUUGUUUCCAGAAACCUGACAAGCUUCUUGUUACACAGCUGAGAACAUUUAGCUGGAGUGAGGAGGCAACUGAGACCCUCAUUAUAGCUUGAAGAUGAUCAUCGGUAGGUUUGGCCUUGAACUUUGACUUGUUCAAGUUCAUCGUGGAAAAGAGCUUUUCACACAGAUAGGUACUCCCAAAAAGGCACAUGAACCGCUUGAACAACCUGGAAAUCCAUUCACCUUCCUGAACUUAACCUUGAGUUCAGAACUGCACUGAAGGUCAAUCAGCUCCAUUUCAGCGCAAAAAACGGUGCAGGGGGGGGGGCAUCUGCAACAUUUAAGGAGAAAUAGUCCGCAAAAAUGUAAAAAAAAGGCUUUGGGUUUUUUAAAGUUGGCAAAUCUGUGACCAAAUGUUACCUGUAGCUUGCAAUGAAAUCAGUAUAUUUACUACUGUAUGGUGUGCCCAAAGUCCAAGAUUACUUUAUAUGUUGGGAAAUGACAGGUUUCUUUGCAGAAAGCCUGGGAAUUGUCUUAGACAACACGGAAAAAGCUGUCAUUGUAAUAUCUUGAGGAGUACAUUAAGCUCUUGUUUAAAGUUAACAAGAAAAGCCAAGUCCAUGAGCCAUUUGGGGUCACUUAGUACAGAAACAACCACCCGAUCCUUCUCCAUGAAGGUUUUGAUUUCUGCUCUUACCUAAAAAAAAACAACUUUCAAGACGUUUCCAGUAGUAAGUCAACGUAUGUCGGUGAAGUAGUUAACAUCCUCAUAUGCUGACUCUCUUUCGUCUUUAAGGCACUAAACUUCCGGUGAAUCAACACCUGGAUAUGAUAGGGUUGAUUCAUUUCACGUACGACAUCACAUGGUCAAACUUUAGGCAUUUGCUGCACAAGACCUGUUGAUGGAUUAUGCACUGUAGAGCAACGGCCUCCUCCACACCCUCCUCUUCCAAUUUUCUUUGAACAUGUGCCACUAGUCUAUUUAUAUACCUGUCAUUGAUGGCGCUACGUCGAUUGUUUUUUUUUUCCUCUAAAAUGUUUCAACGGUAAACCGGCAACCACAAGAGCAUCACAAAGCUUACUGCUAUUGAAUACAAUUUUUUUUUGUUUGGUCUAAAGUUGUAGUCACAUCAAAUAAAUCAACAAUAAUUUUGGUUAAAACAAUAACAAAUCAGUGUUCAGAGUUAUGCUAGUUUGUUCCCAAAAUUAGGUCAACAAGACAUUAAAACUCGAAUAUAGAGCAUUGCGUCACCCCUACACUCCACAUGUAGACCCGGCUGUCAACGUGUUCAACUAACGGUGUUAAAUUCCCGGUAAUCUAAAGUAAAAAUAUUCCGUUAAUUAAAAGCUAUGCGAAUAAUGAGCUUCUGGUAAGCUAAGGCGAAAAAUAAUAAAAUAAAAAAUAAAAAUGUGGCGAUUCCCUCUAGCGAUUUUAAAAGAAAAUGUGUUGAAACAGAGGACAGGAGAAGGAAAUAUGUAUGAAUUAUUGAUGCGAUGAAGAAGCUUUUGUGGGGAGAAUUAAUUUUUUAUCGUAGAAAAUGCAUUUUUUACUAACCUUAUUUUGAAAGACUAAGUGACCAAGCUGAAAACAGGCUUUGAGUUUCCCUCACUCGUCUCUCGUACACAUUAUAUUUAUAAAUUUAUAGAAUUUCUUUGAUACUAUGUCAGUUUGUUAAGAGUUUCACUAUUAUGUUCCUGCAUUACCGACUAACUGACUUUUUAAACUUUUGAUAUUUGUAUAUGAAAUAUUCGAAGCCUUUUGGUCUCAUGAAAUUCUAUUAAAUAAAAAACAAACUUUUAGUUCAAUUUUAAAACAGUUUACCAUUAUAAAUCAACGUCCAAACCUAUACAAAGAUAAUAGAAAUCAGAAUUGGUCUGGUCGGUGAGAUUACACUAAAAGCGUCGCGGAGGGUCACUUUGAUACGAAACUUUGCUGUCAGGCAUCGGGAUGCAUAGUAUCAUCGUGCAGGCCACAAAUGGCCAGCGGGCAGCGAGUUUCAGAUCCCUGGUUUAUAAUUACUAAUUGCUUUUCGAGUUAAUGAACGAUUAUGUAUCGUGGCGUCUGCUUGAUCCGCUCGAGUACUUGCAAGUACGGUCAUUUUGUUAUCGUCAGUCGAAGUGUUUGUAUUUCGAUAACGAAUUAAUUGAUUAUUAUUAGAACUUGUGUCGUGACAAAUAGAUAAUCUACCAAUUUGGGUGAUAAUAAGACAAUAAAGAUAAUUAAAUUAUAAUUAACAUAAAAUUUCUUUAUUUUAUUUUUCGGAAAAAAUGAAUACGAUUACAAAGAGUAAAAAAUGAUAUCCCAAGUAUCGAUCCUAAGUUGACGCAUUCACAAGUCGAGUUUCGAAAUCACAAUUAACUUUAGAAAUAAGCGUUGAUUAAUCGCCUAUAGACAUGAAAAUUUCAAUUUAAAAAAAUGCAGAAAGAGUUGUUUUUAAACCUGUGAAAAAAAUGCCUUGAAAUCAAAUUUAAACAUUGCUGACACAUCCUCAGCUCGCUUUGUCGGACAAAACGACGUAAAAAGAUCUACCAGUCCAGCUACUGCAUUGGACACACGAUAAGACGUCACCACGACAGUUUCAAACUUUGUUGUGAAGAAUUCCAUUUAGCAAUCUUUGCCACACAGCGGUGCAGUUGUAAGUAUUCAUUAAGUACCGUUAUAAGCGCAUCACAAAUAAGCUUGCAUGACUGAUUGACUGAUCAGUUUUACGCCUGGGUUUUAAAAAUCUAGAUACAACUCUUUUAAUUUUGACUUUAGGCUCCCAGUCUCCAAUUUCCAGUCUCUUUCUCUCAAUCUAUGUCUCCCAGUUUCUAGCUCCAAGACUCUCUGAAUCCCAGACUCUAGCACCACGUCUAUAUGGAUACCAGUCUCUAUCUCUCAGUUUCUUGCUUCAUGCCUCUAGCUCACAGUCUAUGGAUUCUAGUCUCUGGAACACAGUCAAUGGCUCCAAUUCUCUGGUUUCCAGGCCAUGGCUCCUAUUUUCUGGCUCCAAUUUGUUUAUUAGAUAAUAAUCUCGAUUUUGUUUUUCAGGAUUUCGCCUGCGUUGUAAAACUCUAGAUUCAACUCUUUUAAUAUUGACUUCAGUCUCUGGUUCACAGUCUAGGGCUCCAUCUCACUCACUGCCUUCCAGUCUCUAGUUCCCAAUCUUUUGUUCCCAUUUUUUUGCCUUCCAGAUUCUGCACUCCCAGUAUCUCGUUUCCGGUCUCUGGAUCUAAGUCUAUAGCUUUCAGUCUCUGGCUCUCAGUCCAUAGUUAAACCUGUCCUAAAUUUAACACCCUGGAUCCCAUUCUUUAUCUAUAAUUUCUUAAAUGUAAAGCUCUGGCUCACAGUCUUUGGCUCCAUCUCCUUACAUGUAAAAACCUGGCUGCAACCUCUUGCUACAAAUCACUAACUUGUAUGCAAUAAUUUCAAGCAAAAUUCCUUCAACUGAAUCCGAUUUUCAAAUUAUAAAUCUUUUUGUAAAAAAACAAAUAGAAUCCUUUUCAAACUUUUAAUCCUUUAUUAUUUUAAGUGAACUCCAUACCAAAUUACGUGAUUUUUAUUUUUUUUUAAAUAUUCAAUUGUUUACUUUCAGACAGUAAAAACAACAUGCUGGCUUUCAAAGUUCUUCUACUGGCCAUAGUGUUAGUGGUUUCAUGUACAGAAACCUAUGAAAGACGUAAGGUUAAUUUUCUAAGUUAUAAAAUUUGACAUUAACGGAAGUAUUUUUCUGUUAAAUUCAAAUGAUUUAAAGUAUACUAAGUGAUAGAAAAAUGAGAUAUUUUAAAAUAUUUUACUGUGCGAUUCUUUUUGUUCGGCAGUAUUACCAUUUUUUAUGCAUCAGUUUGAAAGGGUAAUGCAAUUUAUUAUUUUAGCCAUCUGUAUUGUUCGUCAGUUGGAAGUUGCCCAUGACCACUUCAAUCAUUAGAUUUCUGCUAUUUAUGUUUGUGGGGGCGCCGUUGGCUAAUGAGGCCAUAUCAGGCACGAACUUUUCUUGUGCAGAAGGUGCAGCGGAAUAACGGGUCAUCUCAGGGAUCAGAGUCAUACCGGGUCUUCCUGUCAUGUCUCUUGCACUCUGUAGCCGCUGUUCUACUAUCUUCACGUUGCUUGGAUCCUCUAUGUCAUGUGGAACGCAAUGAUUUUCGAUCCUUCGCUUUUUCCUCCCAGGUGUCUGGUUUUAUGUCAAGCACUUUCAGUGAGCCUUUAAGGUUGUCUUUAAAACGUUUCUUGUGCCCGCCAGCCGUGUUCAAUUUCACCAUAUAAUAUUCUUUUGGGCAGACAAUCGUCUGAAUUUCUCACAAAGAAUGCAUUAAGAUGGUAAAGAUGCUGGGGAGACCUGCUUGUAUGAGCACUUCAGUGUCUGGAACCCUGUCCUGCCAUUUAAUUUGAGGAUUUUUCUAAGUAGUGUUGUAUGAAAGUGGUUCAGCAUUAUUGCAUGUCGUUGUUAUGCCGUCCACGUUUCAUGGAUAUAGAGAAGAGUAGGAAAAGCAGUCGCAAUAUGACUUUCUGUUUAAUUUGAGUGCUGAUACCUCUCCUGGUCCAUACGUUCUUAGACAAUGGGCAAUAGCUUAUAAGUGCUCUCGCAACACGGAGGUUUACCUCGUCAUCGAUGGUGGUGUUUUGGGACAGAGUUGUGCUAAGUUAAGUGAAUCUAUUGAUUACCUUCAGUGUUUCGCCGUUUCCUUCGAUGUUGGACUCAAAAUUAGGUCUUUGGGGAGCUGACUGGUACGGGACCUCGGUCGUUUUUGUGUUAAUGGUGAGCCCAAAGUUUGUGCAGGCAUUGGAAAAGUUUGUGACGCUGCAUUGAAUAUUCAUUUCUGAUACAGCGUUUAGGGCACAGUCGUCUGUAUACACGAGGUCAUGGUGGUGUCUGUCAGGACCUUCGUUUUGGCAUGUAGCCUCUUGGGGUUGAAUAGAUUACCGCCACGCGUUAUCUCAGGACAAUUCCCACAUCAGCCUCUCUGAACGCAUCAGUCAGCAUGGCGGAAAACAUGAGGCUGAAAAGUGUUGUGGUCAGUACACAGCCUUGCUUCACGCAGUUUGUUGCAGGGAAUGGUUUGGAAAUGUCUCCAUUUUCCCGAACUCUAGCCUGCAUACCAUAACGUAGCACUACAAUAAACUGAUGUCAAGAAAUAAUGUAACGAACUCCAAACAAGAAGUUAUUCGUAAAAAUAUUUUGUAUUCAUUUUUUUUCAUUUUUUUAGUAAUAUUCUUAUUUACUAUCAUCUUUAACAUCGCAGAUUUACUACACGAAUUAUUUCAGAAAAACAAGAGAAAAUAUUACGCACCAAAAAUACUUGCGAUUUUUUCUUGGAAGAAUCUGAUUUAGCUCAGUUAUCGUGAAGAUUUUUUCUCGGAACAAUCUGAUUUAGCUCAGUUAUCGUGUAGAUUUUUUCUCGGAAGAAUCUGAUUUAGCUCAGUUAUCGUGAAGAUUUUUUCUCGGAACAAUCUGAUUUAGCUCAGUUAUCGUGAAGAUUUUUUCUCGGAAGAAUCUGAUUUAGCUCAGUUAUCGUGAAGAUUUUUUCUCGGAAGAAUCUGAUUUAGCUCAGUUAUCGUGAAGAUUUUUUCUCGGAAGAAUCUGAUUUAGCUCAGUUAUCGUGAAGAUUUUUUCUCGGAAGAAUCUGAUUUAGCUCAGUUAUCGUGAAGAUUUUUUCUCGGAAGAAUCUGAUUUAGCUCAGUUAUCGUGAAGAUUUUUUCUCGGAAGAAUCUGAUUUAGCUCAGUUAUCGUGAAGAUUUUUUCUCGGAAGAAUCUGAUUUAGCUCAGUUAUCGUGAAGAUUUUUUCUCGGAAGAAUCUGAUUUAGCUCAGUUAUCGUGAAGAUUUUUUCUCGGAAGAAUCUGAUUUAGCUCAGUUAUCGUGAAGAUUUUUUCUCGGAAGAAUCUGAUUUAGCUCAGUUAUCGUGAAGAUUUUUUCUCGGAAGAAUCUGAUUUAGCUCAGUUAUCGUGAAGAUUUUUUCUCGGAAGAAUCUGAUUUAGCUCAGUUAUCGUGAAGAUUUUUUCUCGGAAGAAUCUGAUUUAGCUCAGUUAUCGUGAAGAUUUUUUCUCGGAAGAAUCUGAUUUAGCUCAGUUAUCGUGAAGAUUUUUUCUCGGAAGAAUCUGAUUUAGCUCAGUUAUCGUGAAGAUUUUUUCUCGGAAGAAUCUGAUUUAGCUCAGUUAUCGUGAAGAUUUUUUCUCGGAAGAAUCUGAUUUAGCUCAGUUAUCGUGAAGAUUUUUUCUCGGAAGAAUCUGAUUUAGCUCAGUUAUCGUGAAGAUUUUUUCUCGGAAGAAUCUGAUUUAGCUCAGUUAUCGUGAAGAUUUUUUCUCGGAAGAAUUUGAUUUAGCUCAGUUAUCGUGAAGAUUUUUUUUUGAAAUAAAUGCCAUCAAAUUUCCUUCACCUUCUUCUUUAAAAAAAAAAAAAAAAGUAAAAAUUGUUUUGGGUGGAGGGUAGGGCCGGGUGGUGGUGUGGGCCGGGUGGGGCCGGGUGGAGGUUAGGGCCGGGUGGUGAAUAUUUUAAUAUUUUGUUAUUGUAAACAAAUCUACGUGCCAAGUUCCAGCGCGAUAACUUCUGACAAGAGGUGGGUCAAUCAUCCGUCCGAAGAUCGUGUCGCCCAGCCAGAAAAGAAACACAUUAACAAAACCGAAAUUGAUAGAAAGGAUUUAAUGGAGUGAUAUAGGUAUGUGUGACGUGGAGAGGGGAGGGACUUUGAAAUCCCAUAAACAUUUUUGUAGUGUUCUUCAUCAAUAUUAUAUAGUUAUUUUUUUUAAAAACCCCACUGCAUACGUAUUGGUUCAAACAAGUGAUGCAUCAAUUCAAUCAAUGUGUGUACAGGUAUUUUCGUCGUCAUAUUAGUGUCUCGUUAUACACUAUGUAUUAAAUGAAAUUAAAAUGUGGCUAAAUGUUGACAUUGCCUUUUUUUUUCUUUGCAUGCAUUAUGAAUUGACUAUGGAAAGGACACAAUAAAAUAAAUCCAUGCAACUCGGUGCUGCAUAUUGUUAACAAGAAAAUAUCACCCGGUGUUAUCGACAUAACAAGAUCAGGUGCACUGCGAUAAUUCCCACUUGCUAUUUCAAAAACUCAUCAAAGUUCCGUAUUUCAAAAGAAAGUCUCUCUGCAUUGAUAUUUACGCUUGUAACAUCGUCUAAGAGAAGGAAACCCUCAAUUCAAACCUUGGAGAUGGAGUCCCGUAGGCGCAUAACAUUGGUUAAAUUUAACUUUCCGACAACGCCAUGCGACGCCACUGGUGCCAAGCUGUAUGAUCCCCAUGAAGUUCCCUUGGGUUAUCCAGCGGUGUGGGGAGAGGCGAUUUGCCGUGUAAUGAACGAGCUUACAAUCCCAAAAAGAAUCAUUCCAGGCCUUGCUGAUUUCAUGCUGCAAAGUCUACAGCAUCGUCACAUUGUGACGGACGGAGGCCAGCAUGUAGAAUAAUUUUAAAAAAUUAAGUAUUUUGUUUUCUGCCAUUAAAUAUACUCCUACGCAAACAACUUUUCACGGCCCUAAACUACAAUUCGUUUUUCUCUAAACAUGACCUUAAAUUUCCAAAUAAAUGGUAACUAAUUAAAUCAUAAUUGUUGAAUUUUAAUUUUUUUUUAUCUUCUUUCAGACCUGAGAGGGGGCUGCAGAGGGACUCGAUACGGUUGCUGCGAAGACGGAAAGACCUCUGCCGUGGGACCCAAAAAAGAAAAUUGUAGAACCGCUCGCCUUAUCGGUGGGUGCAAGGGCACGAGAUAUGGGUGCUGCUCUGACGGCGUCACGUCUGCUGCUGGCGAGAAUAAGGAAGGAUGCGCCUAAAUUGUCUUGUCCUUUUUCUGAUUACAAUAAGAUUUAUUUGGAUACAAAAUUUGUAUAUAAUUUAGAAAAUUAAGUUAAAUGUUUAGUUUUAAAAAACAUAUUUUUUUGUGUGAUAAUUUUUUUAAUUAAAAUAAAAUAUGAUAAAACCUUACUUUUAAAAAAAAUUAGCAAUGAUUUGAAUGCAUGAAAUUGCUUUCAAACAUCGUUCAAAUCAGGUUACUUGGAGUAGUUGAAUUCAUCUCAGAAAAAUGUUGCAUCGUCAAAGCACGAAUAAUAUUUCUUUUAAAAGAAAUAGCUGCUUUUAGUUACAUGCCAUUGACAAAUCGUCCAAAUAGUUAUAUAGCAUCAUCAAUUGAUUUGCAAAGAUAUCCUUUAAAUUCAGAAGGAAAAAAAACUCCAAGUUUCAAUUUCACAUGAAAUUAUUGUGCAAUAAAGACUCGUACCAACAACUUGUUUCAAUCUAACUCAGACGAAGAGACUUAACGUUGUAGCCACUUAGCUUUUAGACUUUAACAAUUCAUUUGGCAUUAGUAUUAUUAUUCAUAUUAUCAGUGUCGGGGAGUUAUUGGUGAUGUCAAUUCAUGGAUGACUCUCAGCAAGUUGAAGCUGAACGAUGAAAAAACGGAAGCACUCCUCACUUACAAUCGCGAAUCUUCCUCUAACUCAGCUCUCCCUAUCUCGUUUCAAGUAGUUAGCUCCGACAUAGAGUUGACAUCUUCUAAUAGGAAUCUUAAUUGCAUUCUUUCCGACACCAUGUCUCUAAAUAAUCAUAUUUCUUACAUUUGAAGCUCUGCAUACACCGCUAUCCGUCAGAUCUGCUCCAUCCACGACUCUAUCACAACUGGCGCAACAACAACAAAAAACAACAUGGUCUAUUCUCAUGUUCUCUCUCGUCUUGACUAAUGUAGCUCUCUUCUGUCAGGCUCACCAAAAAGUUUCAUAGAACAACUGAAGAAAGUUCAAAACUCAGCUGCUUUAUUAUAUUUUUCGAAUGAGCACCCGAUUAACACCACAAAUUUAUUUCACAAACUAUUUCAGAAAAACAAAGGAUAAUAUUACGCACCAAAAUCACUUGCGACCUUUUUAAGAAUCUAAUUUAGCGCAGUUAUCGGUAAUUUAUUUUCAUGAAAUCAGUGACAUCAUAUUUCCCUCAAACUCCCCUUGAAAUACAAAAAAACAAAAAACAUGUAUUUUUAGUAGGUUUGAGGUAGGGACGUGGGGCUUAAAAUUUGACAGAAUGUUUUGUCAUGUCCAACUAAUCUAUGUGUCAAGCUUCAGUUCUAUAUGUUUAUGGGAAGUGGGUUAAUUGGCCGCCCGAAGACUUUAUCACACACCCAGAGAAAUAGAAACACACAUACAAAAGUACAGUUUAUAUAAAGGUAUACAAUUGAAAAUAUACGAAAUAAAAAAUGUAUAUCAUCUCGAGAAAGAGUUGUUUUUUUUUUUUUUUUAAAAAGUACAACUGAAACAGAUUGUUUUGAGAAACCUUGUAGUGUGGUUUCAAACCGUAUGUCAAUGACGAGUUCAUUCACCAAUGAGCAUUACAGAUUUUGUUUUCUUUUUUCAAGGUGUAUUUUUCUAUACUUAUUUAGUCUCAUAAGACUGUGAACCGGCGGAUUUGGUCAAAUAGGAAAUUCUGUAGUUCACUUAUUGGAGACUUCAACUGCUAUUUUUAAAUUGUAUGAUCUGGCAAAGGACAAAAUUAAUGAUAUUACUAUUGCAGUAAAAGCGCAAUUGGCCAUUAUAAAAGAGGUAUACGUGACAAAUAUAACAUCGCGAAAGAAUAGAUUAUUUGGUGAAACUAUAUUUUGAUAAGAAGCUGGGGAAAGACGUCAAGGAGCGGCGGUUGUUGUUGUUGUUUUUUUGUUGUUUUUUGUUGUUGUUUUUUUGUUGUUUUUUGGUUUAUUGUAAACGUAACUGGUAUAGCCACUAAUGGUGCUCCUUUGAUGAUAGGUAAAAGAAAUGGACUUGGUGAACAUAGUGUUUUAGGUACCGUGUGUGUCUUGGUAAUGAUGGAUAAAGGAGAUGGACAUGGUGAACAUACCGGUAUGGCUUAUGAUGAUGUUUCAGUGGUAAUGGUACAGAGGAAUGGACUUUGUGAAAACGUCUAGUUUUGCCACUGAUGGUGUCCCGAUGAUGAUUGACUUUUCAAAGAUGAAUGCGGAUUUGGGGGGGGGGGGUGGACUAUUUACUUUAUGGUGUAAGAUUGCUAAUGUUGACAAUGACAUCUGGUUGAAAAUGUCAAGCUGACCAAACACAUGGAUCAUCCUGCAUGACUUGGUGUCCUUCGUUAGGUUCGUGGUUUCAUGUUUUGUGAUACUGUAGAGUCCAGUUGAUAAGACGGGUGGGUAUGUGACAAUCUCAUGCGCCCCUUAGAGUUUUGUGUUAUUGUAGAGUCCAGUUGAUAAGACGUGUUAGUAUGCGACAAUCUCAUGCGCCCUUUAGAGUUUUGUGUUAUUGUAGAGUCCAGUUGAUAAGACGGUAUGGUAUGUGACAAUCUCAUGCGCCCUUUAGAGUUUUGUGUUAUUGUAGAGUCCAGUUGAUAAGACGGGUUGGUAUGUGACAAUCUCAUGCGCCCUUUAGAGUUUUGUGUUAUUGUAGAGUCCAGUUGAUAAGACGGGUUGGUAUGCGAAAAUCUCAAAAUAGGGAUUUCUAUUUCUAGACACAUUGUAAAUUCAGAGAAGCAAUAUUUUUCAAUAUUGUCUCCCAAGAUCAUACAAGAAAUAUGGUAUUUCGCCCCCCCCCCUUUUUCCCAAAAAGGGGGGCUCGGGUUGUAUUUAGAAACUGUGGGAUUUAUCGAAGCUCAGAACAGGCGAAUAUGUAAUUUAGCCGACAAUUUAAAGCUUUGUAAAAAAAAAAACUACAAAACAACAUGUGACCGAAUCCAACAUACGGCAAAAAAAAACACUGUGUGUGCAACUCACUCUGUCUCCGGCGUAAAGUAUUUUGUGCGUCAAGUGUCAUGACAGCCUUUUGAAGUUUAAAGCGCUCAUAAUGAGAUGGCACUGUGGCAACUGCAUGGCAGCCAAAGGGCGAUAUGGCGACAGAACACUGCAUGGGUAAUUACUAAAUGUCAUUUGAGAUUCGUAUCACGUUUCGUUGUGUUUGUUUGAUCCGAGCCAGUAGUUGUGAACUGCAGGAUUUCAUCUCGUCAAUAAAUAGAUGUAUUUAUCGACAGCGGCCAUGGGAUAGUCUCUAGGACUUGAGUCGUUGAGAAUGGAUGAUGGAAUAAAAAAUAGAAUAACAACGAUAACAUGGCUAUGCUUAUUUCUAUAUUUUACUAAAUUAGGAUAUCACAAGUAUCGAUCCUGAGUUGGCGUAUUCAUAACACGAGUUUCGUAAUCACAAUAAAUUUUGGCGAUUAGCCAAAGAAAAAGGGAACUUCAAAAAGUCUGGGUUGCUGGGUGGCCGAGCGGUCUAAACUGUCUCAAACCAAAUAGUUGGUGGUCUGGAGUUCAAUCUCCACCAAAGCCAACAUCCCAAGCAACCGGGUGGAUGGGACUCGUUAGCCCUUGACGGCAACCCAUCUUAGAGAAGGCAAACUCUGAAUUUAAACCAGGAGCAGAAUGAUCAACACAUUGAUCGUGGGCCCCUCAAAUAUAAGAAGAAGAAGUCUUGAAAAUGGCAAUCCUAAAUUGCAAGAAAUUAAAACCGUAUUUUAAAACCUGUUCCAUAUUUCAUGGAAGUCUGAUGUAAAUGUUGCAUACAUAACCUCAGCUUGCAUUGUCGGACAAAAUGAAGUAAAAAGAUCUACCAGUUGAUGUAGUGCACACAUGAUAAAACGUCACCACAAAAUCUGAAAUAAAUGGUCCACACACAACCGCUACUCGCAUUGUCGGACAAAACAACGUAGAAAGGUCUACCAACUAUUUGACACACGAUAAGACGUCGCCACGACAGUUUGAAACUUUGUUCGCAGGAAUUCAGUUUAGCAAUCUUUGCCACUGAGCAGUGUGGUUUAAAGUUUUCAUUAAGUAAUGAUAUAGGUGCAUUAUAAGUAAUAUAGCACUACUGAUAGUAAAAGGGAUUUGUUUGAUAGAUAAUAAUAUCGAUUAAAUAUCAAUUGUAUUCUUUGGUUGUAACAUUCAAGGUUACGAAUUUUAAAUGUUAGCCCGAAGCUUCCAUUUAACUUUCAAUCUCUGGCUACCCGACUCUAGCUUGAACGUUCUUAAUGUAACACCCUGGCUCCCAGUCCCCAUCUACAAAUCACAAACUUUUAUCCAUUGCUCCAUCCACCUUCCAUUCUCUGCUUCCAAAACGUUCCACUCCAUGAUUACCCAUCACACUCCAUGAUUACCCAUCACACUCCAUGAUUACCCAUCACACUCCAUGAUUACCCAUCACACUCCAUGAUUACCCAUCACACUCCAUGAUUACCCAUCACACUCCAUGAUUACCCAUCCCAUUUAAUACUCCGUGCCCCAGAUUACCUUCACUGGAUCUCAUUUUUACAUUUUGAAUCUCUCUUUAAAAGAAAAAUGGAAUCGUAUUCAAACUUUUGACCUUUCCCCCUUAAAUGCGAACUUCACAACAAAUUAUGUGAUUUUUUUUUUCCACGUUAAUACAUUUGCUUAUUACGUUCAGACAGAAGAAAAACAAAUUUCGUUUCUAUAGCGUUAUAAAGUCAGCCGCAGCUUGGAUGAAGCAUUACCUAUGUAGUCAGACAGAGAAUUGCGGUGGAUAAUGUUAUUUUUAAGAGCCUGAUUUAUCGUGUGUAGUUUUUAGCGCAUACAAACAACAAAAAGUGCAAAGGCAAAUGAUACAUUUAACAAAUAAGACGUUUUUAACAAAUAAGAAGUUUUUAACAAAUAAGACGUUUUUAAAAAAUAAGACGUUUUUAACAAUUAAGACGUUGUUAACAAACAAGACGUUGUUAACAAAUCAGACGUUUUUAACAAAUAAGACGUUUUAACAAAUAAGUCGUUUUUUAACAAAUAUGACGUUUUUUAACAAACAAGACUUUUUUAACAAAUAAGACUUUUUAACAAAUAAGACGUUUUUUAACAAACAAGACUUUUUAACAAAUAAGACUUUUUUAACAAAUAAGACGUUUUUAACAAAUAAGAUGUUUUUAACAAAUAAGACUUUUUUUAACAAAUAAGACGUUUUUAACAAAUAAGAUGUUUUUAACAAAUAAGACGUUUUUAACAAAUAAGACGUUUUUAACAAAUAAGAUGUUUUUAACAAACAAGACUUUUUUAACAAAUAAGAUGUUUUUAACAAACAAGACUUUUUUAACAAAUAAGAUGUUUUUAACAAACAAGACUUUUUUAACAAAUAUUUUUUUUUUUAAAAAGGCUCCUGAAAUGUUUACUAAAAAUGGUUCCAUAAUUUUUCAUAAGUUAUUUGAGCGAAUCCAUACGUUGAAGUUAAAUUUUUGAAUUUUUAUUUUCAGACCGGAAAGGGGGCUGCAGAGGGACUCAAUAUGGUUGCUGCGAUAACGGAAGGACCCCUGCCGGGGGACCCAAUGAAGAAAACUGUAGAACCGCUGGUUUUAAACGAGGAAUGUGCGGGCAUGAGAUACGGUGCUGGUCUGACGGCGUCACAUCUGCUGCUGGAGACAAUAAGGAAGGGUGCAACAGAAAUCUACUUUCCUAAGUAUGAUUCCUCAAUGAUUGUAUUUAGUAAACGAGGAAAUCUAGAGAAAUAGGUUCACAUUUAAAAAAUCUAGAUUCUGUAUUAGACAUAAAUUAACGUCAAUAAAACAUUGUGUUGAAUUAUUUUUUGUUACGUUUUCAGUUUUAAAUGCAAAUGAUUUUUUAAAUGGUUGUGGGGGGGGGGGCUGGGGCUGGUGGCUGAAAAUUUGAGAGAAUGUUUUUUGCUACGCGCUACCGUCUAUAUGGAGAAAUUAAACUACUAUUUACAUGUAUUUACAUGUAUGGCUUGUUCCAGAACAGUGCAUAACAAGACGAUAUCAAAUAAUGAAAACCAGAUCAGAAAAUACGACACUCGAAGCAGUGCUAAUUACAAUUAAUAAGAUUUUUUUAGUUAUCAAUAUAAUUACAAAAUAAAAGAAAUAGAAUUAAAUAAUCAACUUAACGAGUAUUGAGUUUUUUGUUACGGUACAUAUUUAAUACAAAGUUAUUUCAAACGUGCAAAAUAUUGGUUCACCCCUUUUUCCGCAAAUGUAGUAUACCUUUUGCAAAUUUAAUUGCAUCAUAAACAUUUCCCUUCUAACAUAUUCCCUAAAUCUAUAACAUACUUUUCAGAAGGCAAACGUUCAAGUAGAAAUGUCAAUUCUUCUUGAGGCAUCAUUGGUAGUAGCAUAGGGAUAAAAUAUGGCAGCUGCUCUGACAGUUUAUACUCUUCUGGGGUACAAUACAUAAAAUGACACAUACCUGUGCCAUACAACACACCAAAGUGACCUACAACACAAACCAUUGAACCGCAACACACAACAGCGAUGUAAAACGCACAAAAAUUAAUGUGCCGCGCAAUGUACAUAACAAUGUCUGGUAUGGACGGAAUUUUCGGAUAGAAUUUGCGCUACAAAAUAGUUUAUAAAUUUAAAUUUUGAUUUUGAAGUUUCGUAAAAACCACAAAAUGUUGAUUUCUAUUUCUAGACGCAUUGUAAAUACAGAGAAACAACAUUUUUCAGUAUGUGCUCCCAAGCUCAUACACAAAGGGGGCGGGUCAUAUUUAGUUACUGUUGAAUUAAACGAUACUCAGAACACGUGAAUAUGCAAUUAUGGCCACAAUUAAAACCUUUGUGAAGACCACAAAACAGCGUAUGGUGACCGUAUUCAACCUACGGCAAAAACGUUGUGUAAGCAAUUCAGCCUGACCUACUAGUAACAGCUUUCGUGCGCCUAGUUUUAUGAUAACUUUUUGACUAUUACAGCUCUCAUAAUGAGAUCAAGUUUUCCUGAUGUCUGUUGGAUCCACUGCAGUAGUUGUAAACAAGAUUUUUUGAUCUCGUAAAAAGAUGUGUCUGUUUUUCGACAACGCAUAUUCGAUAGUUGAUAGGACUUAUGCCGUUGAGAAUAGAUAAAAUACUAGUGUGGGUAAAGAUAAAAUAACAACAAUAAAUAAAUUAUAAUCUAACUGUAAUUAUUUCUAUCUUUUAUUUUUCGAAAAUAAUUAUUAUGAUUACAAAAUGUAGAAAACGGUAUCACAAGUAUCGAUUCUGAGUUGGCGUAUUCACAACAUGAGUUUCGCAAUCACAAUAAACUUUGGCGAUUAGCGUUAAUAAGGGAACGUCCAAAAGUCAGGAAAAUGUCAAACUUAAACGUCCGAAAUUAGUACUUGUUUUAAACAUGUGACGUCUUUGAUUGAAAUCAGAUAUAAACGUUGCCUAAACCACCUAAGCUGGCAGUGUCAGACAAAACAACAUAAAUAGAUCCACCAGCUAGUGUACUGAUACACGAUAAGACGUCGCCACGACUGUUUCAAACGAUCUUCGCAAUAAUUCAACUUGGCAAUCUCAACAACACAGUGGUGUAGUUGUAAGUAUUCAUUAAGUACCGGUUUAGGGGUAUCAUAAAUAAGCUAGCAAGACUGAUUGAAAAAGUGAUCUUUUUGUUAGAUAAUUAUCUCGAUUCAUUAUUAUCGAUGGUAAGCCUCUUUGGUUUGUAACCAUCUAGGUAAAAAAUUUUAAAUGUUAACCUUAAGCUCCUGUCUCUAGCUUCCAUUCUGUAGCUUCCAAUCCCUGGCCCCAUAUCUCUGGUUCCCAGUCCCUAGCUCCGCUUCUCUGGCUCCGAGUCUCUGGCUUCCAGUCUAUAUGUCUAGCUAAACCUCCUUAAAUGUAACACUCUGUCUCUCAGUUUCUAUCUAAAAAAAUCGCUAUCAUUUAUCCAAUUACUCCAAGAACCUUCCAUUCUCUGCUAAUAAAUUGUUCAACUCCUGAUUACUCAUCACUUUUUAUUCUCCCUGUCACAGAUUCCCUCCAGUGGAUCUCAUUUUCAAUGUUUAAAUCCCUCUUUAAAAAGAAAAGAAUCGUAUUCAAACUUGUGUCCUUUGACCAUUAAUGAGCUCACUACAAAUUAUAUAUUAUUUUUCCGUUCAUUCAUUUCCUUAUUACUUUCAGACAGAACAAAAACAAACAACAUGCUGGCUUUCAAAGUUCUUCUUCUGACCGUUGUCUUGCUGGUGGUGUGUACAGAGUGUCAAGAAACAUGUGAGAAUAUAUACAUGUUUACAUUUUUAUGCAUGUGAUAAAAGUAUAUUUUUGGAAGGAAAAAAUAAGUAAAACGUAUUUAAUAUUAAAAAAUACAUGUUUGAAACUUGAUGUGGUUUAUUAACAAUUCAAAUGCAAUCAAUUAUAUGUAUUAUCGAAUUUUACUUUAAAACAGUGGAUAAAACAUUAUCACUCUGUCACAAGUGGUUAUUAAAUCAAAAUAACUUUAUGCUUUUUAUUUGCAAGCUAAAAUAUUUGCUCUUUUGAAAAUACUAUAAUAUUUCCACUUUGAGUUUAUUCGAAAAGUUUAAUUUGAUAUUGUUUGAAGACCUUCAGGUAUAAUUAAUUUUAAUUUGAUAUUGUUUGAAGACGUUCAGGUAUAAUUAAUUUUAAUUUAAUUUCGUAAAAUUAUCAACGCACUAAAACAACAGAUUAUGGGUUUCCCCGAUAAUUGUGUUAAUGAAUUAUAAUAGCAAUAAUUCAGACUUUAACUAUUGAUAAUAAAGAAGAGAGUAUUUUAUCUUUUAAAUGCGGAAAAUAUACUUAAAAUAAUUCUUUAAAAUUAGUUUUAAUAUAUUUCUGCUUUAUUAUAAUAAUACUAAUACUUUAACAUAUAGUUAGAUAUAAGCAGAACUAUUUUAUUUUUAUCAUAUUUAAAGAAAUCCCGUUUAUUGUUUCUAACAAUUCGAAAGUAUUUAAAUCGAUUCGCUUCUUUAGCGCUAUAAGGUCAGCCGCAGCUUGGAUAAAAGCAUUUACCUAUGGAUGACUGAGAAGUUGUGAUGGAUAAUUUUACUUUUUUAGGACCCGACAUAUCGUUGUUGUUUUUUUUAAAUAAAACAUUCUUCAAAACUGUUCACCAAGUGGCAAGGGAUCAAAACGGUGGGGUUUAACUUAGGAAUGUUUUUUUCUUUUUUUUUUUUUUUCAGCCUGGAAAGGGGGAUGCAGAGGGACUCAAUAUGGUUGCUGUGAUGACGGAAGGACCCCUGCCGGGGGACCCAAUAAAGAGAACUGUGUGAACGCUGGCUUUGUCGGGGGUUGCUUUAGGAAUUUUUUUUUUUUUUUUUUUUUUUUUCAGCCUGGAAAGGGGGAUGCAGAGGGACUCAAUAUGGUUGCUGUGAUGACGGAAGGACCCCUGCCGGGGGACCCAAUAAAGAGAACUGUGUGAACGCUGGCUUUGUCGGUGGUUGCGCGGGCACGAGAUAUGGGUGCUGCUCUGACGGCGUCACGUCUGCUGCUGGAGACAAUGGGGAAGAGUGUCCCGAUCUUAUUGUGUCCUAAUUAUGAUCAUUUCUAAAUGAUUUUUGUUAGUUACAAAUGUUGUUUAAAAAUUAAACCUUCGGACCUUAAAAUUUAAAAUAAACUAUGAUACAAACGUUACGUUGAAAAUGUUAACAAUGUUUUGAACAUACAAAAUUGCUGCUCAUCAAUAUUUUAAAUCAGGAUUCUUUGAGUAGCUUAGUUCAACUCAGCAGAUUGUUGAAAUUGUAAAACUGGGAGAAUAUUUAAAUCUACCAUUGACAUAUUUCCCAAAUAAGUAUAAAGUAUUACAUUUUCUUCACGUGCUCCUAAAAACUGAAAAGUCUGUGUAUCAGGUUUCAGAUCAAGUGGUUGACAGGAAGUGGGUCAAUUAGCCGUCCCAAGGAUUUUUCCACCCACCCGUACCGAAAGAAACACACGAAGCAAACUGAAGUUCAUAUAAAAGAAUACAAUCAAUGAUAGUACGAACUGGAAAAAAAAGUUAUGUCAUCUCGACUAUUAUUUUUUUUUAAUAACAAUUAAAACGGAUUUGUGCUUAAAAAAC